UUCCGAAUUGCAUUUGGCAACCCUAUUCUGGUACCGGAGAAUGUAAAUUUUGAGGCAUCGAAUUAUUGGACUCAAAUAGAGACGCCAGUAGCAAAAACCGAGAUUUGUUGAGCCCCAGAUAAACAUAGCCAUGGAGGCCAAAACCGACGCUCCCAUCUCCCCGGCACCGACACCAAAUCCGACGCCAGACUCCGCCAAGGAGCAGAAUUGCACCAACAACACGCAGGCCAAUUCGGCAGCCGCGCCGGGAGCAACUGCAUCCGCAGCCACCGCUGGCCAGUCCACGCCGGCAGCGCAACAACAGCAACAGCCGACGGCCAAGAAGACCAGUGGCGAGACAAGCUCGAUGCCCACGCGACAGUACCUGGACCAGACGGUGGCGCCGGUUCUGCUUCACGGACUGCAGGCGCUGGCCCGCGAGAGGCCCACGGAUCCGAUCCAGUUUCUGGCCUCCUACCUGCUGAAGCACAGCAACGGGUGCGAGGAGAACAACGCCGCUGCAGUGGACAACAACUCGUAAAACCCUCCUCCCCUUUUCCGCUCGUUAGUUUUGUAAGUGAACAGUGCAUAAAUAAUAAACGUUUAAAUUUAGAA
This is a messenger RNA of Drosophila elegans, 594 nucleotides long. RefSeq names its product protein dpy-30 homolog. The transcript has a single exon. Bases 131 to 520 code for a protein of 129 amino acids. NCBI's taxonomy places the organism in Eukaryota, Metazoa, Arthropoda, Insecta, Diptera, Drosophilidae. The record is from RefSeq and is a predicted model, not a curated record. Gene Ontology annotation, cellular component: Set1C/COMPASS complex.